CAGAGUGGUGCUUAGGGCGGUUUGAUUAUAGCGUAGUAUUAGAUAGCGUUUGACUUUUGUUUUAUCUUUUGUUCUUGUCUAUCUUUCUGUAAUCUUGUUCACAUGGAUAUUAAAAAUAAAAUAAAUGGGUCCCUAGUGACCUUACAAAAAUUUUUUAUAACUACAUUAAUAACAAAAAACUAUGGUUUUCGCUUUUCAUUAAAUUUAUAAUACCCUUCCUUUAUGGAGAAAAUUAAUUCGUUAAUUUGGAAUCGCCGUAAUACCCAUGUUAAAGAUUGGGAACGGGCUUUAUCCAUUACUAAAAACAAAAAAAGAUUCUAUAGACGACAACAUUCGAAUACUGUUGAUGCACCACCAGUUCAAGACAAUUUUACCGAUCCGCAACCACGACGAGUUUAUACACAUCGCCGUAUUGUCUCUUCUCCUUAUUCUCGGGAAGGAGGUUUUUAUAAUGAUCGUGCCCACAUCAAGUAACUUUUUACAUUCAGGACAUUGGACCAGUCAUCGUGAUAAUUUUUGGUUCGAUAAUAUAGAUUUAUUUUCUUUUUUAAAUAAUAAUUUUUUAGGAAAUCUCAUACUAGAUACAGUACAUAGUUUUUUUUUAUGUUCUCAUUUUUUUUAUUUUUUCCCGAUUGGUAGAUGGGUUCUGGGACGAUCUUGGAUCCGACCCGUUCUCAUUCUUUUCUUAAAGGUCAGGAAUCGUCGCCUUUGGGCGGCUUGAUUGUUAGUGAUAGAAUUACUUUCGACUCAUUUGUAUGGUGUCCUUGUAAUUUUUACUUCAAUUUGGUUUUUCUGUAACAUAAAAAUAAAAAUAAAAAAA
Rhizophagus irregularis DAOM 181602=DAOM 197198 is the source of this 820-nucleotide messenger RNA. NCBI's taxonomy places the organism in Eukaryota, Fungi, Glomeromycota, Glomeromycetes, Glomerales, Glomeraceae. The record is from RefSeq and is a predicted model, not a curated record.